UAAACAUGGCGGCUCGGUAAUAUUUCUUGGGCUCAGCGUAUUUUACUUCAUCUUCCCGCUAGCUAAAGUGAUAGUUAUAGUUAUCGUGAUUUGUGAAUUCUUUUAGUGUUUUUGCAAUCAAUAAGUCAUGUCAACGAGUAAUAAGUCCUUAUUUAAAGUACCUCCGCCACUGAAAGCGAAGACCACUCUCGUUACAAACGACUACGACCUCUCGCAGAGGGUUUUAGGUGUGGGAAUUAAUGGCAAAGUUGUAGAGUGUUUUGAAAAGAAAUCAGGCAAACAAUACGCCUUAAAGGUUCUACAGGACAAUGCGAAGGCUCGGCGUGAGGUGGAACUUCAUUGGAAGGCAUCAGGAUGCCCCUAUGUUGUUGGUAUCAAGGAUGUUUAUGAAAACAAGUAUGCCAGGAAUGACUGCUUACUAGUCAUCAUGGAAUGCAUGACUGGAGGAGAGCUGUUUGAAAGAAUUCAACAGUGAGGUGAUUCUCCAUUUACUGAGAGAGAAGCAGCUGCUAUUGUGCGGCAGGUCACCAUAGCCAUUGCUCAUCUUCACUCACUCAACAUAGCACAUAGAGACCUGAAGCCUGAGAACUUGUUGUAUGCAGAUCGGUCUGCCAAUGCUCUACUAAAGCUGACAGAUUUUGGUUUUGCCAAGGAAACAACAGCUGGCUUGGAUCUUAAAACUCCAUGUUACACUCCUUAUUAUGUUGCACCUGAAGUAUUGGGCCCAGAGAGCUAUGACAUGAUGUGUGAUUUGUGGUCAUUAGGAGUCAUAAUGUAUAUUCUCCUUUGUGGAUUUCCGCCUUUCUACAGUAAUCACGGAGCAGCUAUUUCGCCUGGAAUGCGGAAGAGGAUAAGACAAGGCCAGUAUGACUUUCCUAACCCAGAGUGGAGCAGAGUGUCUACACAAGCUAAAGAGUUAAUAAAAGGCCUUCUAAGGACAGACCCUCAGAACAGGUUUACUGUGGAACAAGUUAUGAACAAUCCCUGGAUUAAGGCUUACACAGAGGUUCCAUCCACACCACUGCACACGGCAGCUGUUUUAAGGGAGGAGGAAGAAAACUGGCAAGAUGUCAAGGAUGAGAUGACAAAUGCCUUAGCCUCCAUGAGAUUUGAGCCUGAUAAGGUGACCAAGCUUAAAGAUGUUAACAAGUCGAGUAACGCAUUAUUAAACCGAAGGAAGAAGUAAUCUUCAACACGUAAGGAUUGUAUAGUUCAUGUAAAAACUAACUAUAUUUAGAAGGAACGGAUGUCUUUUAAUGGUCACUUAUUUUCCUUUUAAAUUGGAGCUAAAAAAUUCCCAAACACCAAACUGAUGACGUUGAGUAACUUGCGGUGUAAUGUCUGUGAUUGGUUGUUGCUAGGCUACUUUUCUUGUUAAUAACCAAUUAGAGAUGACAGAAAACGCAAGCAUGCGACGAGAGGUCAGCGGUUGAUUGAGUGUUCUUUUUCAGAGAGAUGAUGAAGAAAACAUUUGAGAUAUUAUUUCGCUGCUUCUGUUAUAGCAGUUGCUGUGUUCAACUCAACCACUAGCUGUAGUUUAUGAUUACUUUCUAACAAAAACGAACAGAGCAAAUUUUAAAAAAAAAAAACACAAGCUUUUUGUCUGUGAAAACUGGUAUGAACCAGUGGUGAAUUGUAAAACCUUUGCUUUCACUCUUUAUUAAUUCACUCGUUUUCUCUCCUUUAGAAAAAAUUAAAGUGAAAACACUGUUAAUUAGAAUGGCCAACAUUUAUAAAUCACAUCUCAAGUUGAUUAAUUUACUUUGCAAUCCUGGUCGAGAGUCCCUCCCGUGCAUAUUUACUACAUUGCGAAUACAUAUUUAUGUGCUAUUACGUGUUCUAACAAUGGCUACACUGCCUCCCUUCUUAAAGCAAUAAUAUUUUCAGCGACCAUAGAGGAUCAAAUCAACAUUGUCAGGGGGAAGGAGGGAAGGAAAAUGACGUGCUAAAGACGCAUUAUUUUCCCGUUCGUUUGUGUCGUGUCUGUAGACUCUUGACCAUGAUUGUAGUUCAAUGUUUUCCUUAUUACUAUUUCUGUGUGAGGUUGUUGAAGGAAACGAAUAUUUAUGUAUAUUUGGGAAGGGUAGUUUAACUAGUCAAGUAUGUCAUGUUUUGCUUUCCCGGUAUAUUAAUGAAAAACUGGUCCAUGCAGGAAUUUGUCAUGAUUCGACAGAAUCCAAAAUUGAUGUUUUGUUGAUCACCAUGUUUCACGCUUGCACGACAUUUGUGUUAAAAAGUGAUGCUUCACAUAUUGUAAUGCCAUUUUUUGUCCGUAACUUUUCCUGAAUAAAGUUAAAGGAAAAAAUCUGAUGCUUCGAAAGAAAAUUUCAGUGAAGCUUAGUUAACAUUGCUGGUCAUAACGAAGAAUUCGAAUUCUUUAUCUUAGUUUUUGGUGCCCUUUACGCCCUAACACCUGUAGGCUUAUUCUCCUUGUCGUUCUCGACGUAUUUCCUAAGGUGCCGACAAGGAGAAUUUGUUUAACAAUCAAAGGCCAAAGGCUUCUUUGGUUGGCGAUCAACUUCUUUAUUCUCGUGACUGUAAUGUGUGAUAUUGUAAGGAGAAGUUUUAACUUGGAUGGAAAAGUGUCAAAGUAGUGAAUCUCAAUAAAAUUUUAAUGAGAGAUA
This is a messenger RNA of Stylophora pistillata, 2624 nucleotides long. RefSeq names its product MAP kinase-activated protein kinase 2-like. Gene Ontology annotation, molecular function: protein kinase activity; ATP binding. NCBI's taxonomy places the organism in Eukaryota, Metazoa, Cnidaria, Anthozoa, Scleractinia, Pocilloporidae. The record is from RefSeq and is a predicted model, not a curated record. Gene Ontology annotation, biological process: protein phosphorylation.